CAUACGGUCAUCGAUUUUAUUAAACGCGUUCUCAGUCAAUGUUUUGGAUUUUUAAAUUUUUUGAAAAAGAAUUUCGAGAUUUUUUCAUAGAAAAGAUUUUAAGAUUUUAGUGGAAGCGUUGGGAGAGUUCAGUGAUUUUAUGUGAAAUCUGACACUCAAUUAAUCUGAUUUAGAAAAUCAGCAAGGAUUGGAUUAGGUGAAAUUUACAAGCACAAUGAACCGGACUUUCCAUUUUGCUAUGUGAGGACAAAUCGGAGAAUUAAUAAGUGAAAGUGAUUGAGGGACGUUCUGCAGCGUGAAUUUCCGGGUCGAAAACUACUAAUCGGACUAUUCAUCUGGUGGAGUUCUCUUUUUUGAUUCCUUUUGAGGAUUAUGGCUGCCGCUAUGGAGCACUUAUCUCCGCCUCCAUCACCGCAGUCAGCUCAUCAGCAACAGAAGUAUCCAGCCUUGAACCCAUUCAACCCUCUCGACAUGGCGUCUUCGCCGAAAUACCUUAUACAAAGAGCUUCUGCAUUCAAUACUGUCUUAGCGUCGGCCAGCCAAAAAUUCAACGGGAGAGAUUUUCCCCUUCUUUACAAUCCACUUCUUUACUCAAGCGCUCUAUUAUGGCCUCAGUUUUUCUUCCCAUCAACUUCCGGAAUUUCAACCCCCUCAACACCAGCUACGCCACGGUCCCCAGGUUAUUCGAGUCAUCGAGAUUACACUCUGACACCGGAAAAGGAAGAACCUAUCGAUGAGCCUGACAUGCCGCUUAACCUAUCCACAAAGCCUUUAUCAGGAUCAAAUAUCGAUCGGAACACGAGUAGUAGCAGCAGUAGUCUACACGAGGAUCACCUUCGUUCGACGCCUCCUCCAUCAUCGCCUCCUGGCUACACAUCGUCUGCACUUCUGGGUCAUCCCCAAACACAUCAUCAUCCCAAUUCAACGAUAAUCUGGUCACCGGCAAGUAUGUGCGAGAAGGAAGGAAAGGGAUCCAUUUCGGGAGACGAACGAGCCGGUGGAUCACAUAUUGGCAUCACACGCGAUGAUCCUAUUGUGAAGAAGUUCAAAUACGAGCGAAGAUCAAGUUUCCAUCGAGCGCAACAUCAUCACCAUCAGGAGCUGUUGGAACACGAACGGCGCUUAAGCAUCAUUAGCGGUCAUAGCACGUCGCAAACACCACCCUCCCCUGUCCUGACCAGGAUACCAUCCGGAGCGCCAGAUGUGGGACAGAUUUAUUCACGAUUUCAUCAGCAACAUUCCGCGCAACAUCUGCAACAUCGGACAAGUCGAGAAUUUGAUUUUUUUUCAACGUCCUCGGUUAGCACGCCUCAAACGAAAGCGGCAACGGAGAGUGGCGGUGGUAGUGCUAAUAUUGGUGACUUUUACAAUGCAAUUAGUAACAAUAAUAAUAGCAAUAAAUUCAGUAAUAAUAACAGUAACAAUAGUAGUAGGAACAGUAGUGGGUGUAGUGUAAAAAGUGAAACGGAAAGCGCAAGACCUGAUUCGACCGCUAUGUUGGUGCAUGGCGGUGAUAUGGUGACAACGAUAAGGGGUUGUGAUUCAGAGGAGAAGAGAAGGGAGCGAAGUUUUCAGUGCAAACAAUGUGGAAAGACUUUCAAACGUUCAAGCACGCUAUCAACUCACCUCCUCAUUCACAGCGAUACUCGGCCAUAUCCUUGUCAAUACUGCGGGAAACGUUUCCAUCAAAAAUCGGAUAUGAAAAAGCACACAUACAUCCAUACAGGUGAAAAGCCUCACAAAUGCACUGUUUGCCUGAAAGCCUUUAGUCAGAGUUCAAAUCUCAUAACGCAUAUGCGAAAGCAUACGGGCUACAAGCCAUUUGCAUGCGGACUAUGUGAUCAAUCGUUCCAGCGAAAAGUCGACCUUCGUCGCCAUCGUGAAAGUCGUCACAACGAUGAAAAUUUAAAUGGCGUUAAAAUUGAGGUGACGAGCAGUUGUUAGCAGUAAUUUAUGGACGCUCGGAAAAUUAGUCAUAAUUUGAAAUUCGAACAACGACCCGGAGAUUCUCAAGCGUAUUCGUCGCAGUUGUUUUAGUGUUAAAGUGUUGAAUCUUUUGUGAAAAUGAGUGGAUUAUCCAGAAGAGUGUUAGUCUGUAUGCAAACCAAAGUAUCUUAUAUCUAAUAUAUGAAUAGCAACUGUUCAGAUUGUUUACAAUUUGGAUAGAUUCGAUUAGCCUCAUUACCACAGUCCGGCUAUGAACUUGCUUAUGAAGUAAAUCUCUUGUGCUUACGAUCUUUUAACAAUCUGGAAACAGCUCUCAAAGAUACCAUAAGUUCCGUUUGAACUAGGAAACCUUGAAAUGUACAAAUAAGUUUAGUCUAAAUUAUUCCCUAAACUAGCGUCUAAGCAAAAUUAAGUAUGGUCACGCACCCGUCGAGUUUUGAAUAUCAUCAAAAUGUAUUUUGAGUGUCUAGUCUCAUUUUGUAAAGUAUUAGCGGUUAAUUUUUAAAAAUAGAUGUUGGUUUUAAAGAUGCGUUCAGGCAUUACCUUAGGAUUUACGUCCCCGUUUUUCAGUUGUACUUCUACUUGCCCUCUUUGUAUAUAACGAAUAUAUUGACAAAGUAUCUCACUAAGCUAAAUUCAAAUUGAAUUGUUUAAAACUAAAGUGAAACAGCUAAAGAUACCAAAGAUAAAAAAAAGAUUUUUUUACCAAAAUAUGAAGUGAAUCUGUAAAUUAUACUUGGAAUUGUAUGAAAAAUAUUAAAUAUAAAUUUAGUAGUCAAUGCCUAUAAUAAGGUGAUUUUUUUUUUAAGUAAAAAUAUUUAAAUUGGUUUUGUAUCUGUGCAGAAAAUCAUUUCAAUGUGUCAUAAAAAUUAUGAACAAAGCAUCAAAUGAAUAGAAAGCAUUUGAAAGGAGUUUUUGUACCAUUUAAAAUAGU
Messenger RNA from Hermetia illucens (black soldier fly), 2881 nucleotides. RefSeq names its product zinc finger protein sens. The record is from RefSeq and is a predicted model, not a curated record. Gene Ontology annotation, cellular component: nucleus. The transcript has 5 exons. NCBI's taxonomy places the organism in Eukaryota, Metazoa, Arthropoda, Insecta, Diptera, Stratiomyidae. Bases 373 to 1944 code for a protein of 523 amino acids.